Mercenaria mercenaria is the source of this 645-nucleotide messenger RNA. RefSeq names its product cytochrome P450 4F6-like. Gene Ontology annotation, molecular function: heme binding; monooxygenase activity; oxidoreductase activity, acting on paired donors, with incorporation or reduction of molecular oxygen. Lineage: Eukaryota; Metazoa; Mollusca; Bivalvia; Venerida; Veneridae. The transcript is spliced from 4 exons. Bases 113 to 526 code for a protein of 137 amino acids. The record is from RefSeq and is a predicted model, not a curated record.
UACCCAAAUAUUUUCUUAUAUUUCUUAAAUUUAAAUGCCAUCUACGGUCCGUCUAUUGCACAAUAUCGAAGGAGUUGCCUUAACUGAUAUAUUUAAGCAUGUAAUAAAUUAAAUGUACAGACUACUAGAUAGUGUAUUUUCCAGAGAUCCAAUUUUAGCACCAGACAUCAUUUUCUACAGAACUAAGAUGGGGAAAAAGUUCAAGCAAGAUUGCGACUUUGUCCAUAGUGUUGCGGAAGACAUUAUAAAUAACCGCAGACGUUCACUGGAAAUUGAGGAUGAUGUUAGCAACAGAAAAUAUCUUGACUUUCUAGAUAUUUUACUGACAGCAAAAGAUGAAAAUGGUGCUGGUCUGUCAGACAUAGAUAUAAGAAAUGAACUGGAUACGUUCUUGUUUGAAGGUCAUGACACAACAGCGAGCGCCAUCUCGUGGAUUUUGUAUUCUCUUGCAAAACAUCCGGAAUACCAGGAGAAAUGUCGGAAAGAAAUAAACGACCUGUUACAGGGAACGACUUGCCGCAACUAGAAUACCUAAGUAUGUGUAUAAAGGAAGGCAUGAGAUUGCACUGUCCAGUAGCUAUAGUCGGUCGUGAAACAACAAAACCCUUUGACCUAGGUGACAUUACGAUUCCACCAGGGACAGGA